UUUAUGAAUAAGUAAUGUUUUGCUAAACCAAUAGAUAUUUUAGUAAAUUUUUAGUGGUUCAUAUCAUUCUCAUAAAUAAUAUCAAGUUAUCUCAUUAACUUGUCAUUUUAAAGCCAGACUGCAGUAUUUCUGAUCUCAUAAAUGGUUAGUUAAUUUAUAUUAUUUAAGGCUAGGCCUAAUGACAUAAAAAUAUUUCCUAUUUUCGGUUUAAAUCCCACGUUAAUUAUACGUUAUUAUUAUUAUUAUUAUUUAUUACUCACGGCUGACACUGACGGCGACGGCUUAACUCUGAAACGUAACUCAACUCAAAGACUUUAAUUAACGUAUUAUUAAUUAUUCAGUUUGUCCUAUUGACAAUAUCAUGACUAAUACUUGAAAUUUCUUUAUGUACAUGAUGUGCAUUUAUAAAUGAGAAUGUACAUUGCACAUGUUUUUGGAGUUUUUUUUUUUUAGGACAAGACAAAACCAUUACAGCGAUUUAUUUGAUGAAGCAAUCCGCAUGCUAUUUAAAUGUACAUACAUGUUUGCUAACAACACAAGGCAUUUGUGGGGUGCCUUUUUUCUGAGUUAUCCGGGAAUUACAGAUUCGUGAGGCUAAAUAUUUUUCAGCUCCGGAUUCGCAAGUUUUUAUUUUCUCUUUUUCCGGAUUCGCCAGUUGAGUUUAUUCAAAUACGGAACCUGGGUUUUAAAAAAAAAUCUCCGUGUAAGAACGUGUGAAAGCCUAUUCAACUACAAGUAAGUUCGAUAUAAACAGAACAGGUACUGCGACCUCUCUUUUGUUUUCAAGCCUCUCGCUCCCUGCUUCUUGCUGUGUCAAGUUAAUUUCGCAGACAACAAUAUUGUCAUUUCAUUUAAAUUACCACAGUUUGAAGAAUGCACAUUUCUGUUGUAGAUAUAUUUUCAAAAGCCGACGAUUGGUCGUGGGGACCCAGAUAACCUACAUUAAGUGGCAAAUUUGGCUGUCUUUUAUGCUCAAGAUAUCAGGGUUUGACGACAUAAAAGAAUCAACAUAACUGAUGAGAAAAUGCUAAGACAAAGAGAGAAUUUGGCUGUUCCACUACAAAAACGUUGACAUAAAUAACAGGGUUGGCGAGUUAACCGAAGUCGAGAUAAGUGGGUUCGACUGUAAUAGUGUGUUAAAUCAUAAGUGCUUAAGUGUACACUUUACACAACUGAGUCUAAUUUCUUUAUUUUAUUUUUUUAUUUUUUUUUUUUGCUGUUCUUUAUUUCAUAAAUGUAUUUUAUUUAUUUAAUGUCAUGAUUAUGUCUCUUUUGAUAAAAUUUUUAUGUACAGCGCGGCGAGCCCAGUCCUAGGCUAGGGUACCGCACUAUAUAAGACCCCUUAUUAUUAUUAUUUACCAAAUGUUAAUGAUAAUGUCAAUGACAACUUCUAACAUAUUCAAGUACACCUUCUACUUGUGCCUUGCCUUAAGUCUACAUUGAGUCUAAGUCCCUCUCACUAAGCCUGAACCUAGCUAGUACUAAAUAACAUGUUUCAGUUACAAAACAGCGUCUACACCACUAAAGACUAGUAUCUUCAGUAUCGAUUGGAAGACCCAGGAAAUCCGGUUUCAUGAUUUCGCUGUCAAAACUGCGACCUUCACUUUUUAAUUUCUCAGGGGUAUCGUUUUGGAUAUUUAUGCAGAUAAACACCUUUUUUCAGUUUACAAUUUUCUUUUAGGAAAUUUUUUAUGUCUAAUUAUUAUUAUCAUUGGGAAAUAAAAAAAAACAAACUACAGUGUAGAUGAAGAAAAAGAAUUAAUCAAAUAAAAGUGUUGAGUAAGCAUAUUUUAUGCUCCAUUAAUUUAUUUUGGUUGGAAUAUUAACGAUUACUAAAUUCAUAUUUUGUGGAUGUAUUAAGUAAAACUCAUAGUCAUAUGUAACUAUAUUCUCUGUAAAUAUUAUAUUUUAAUCUCAUUUUAUAAUAAAGUUAUAGGCAUAAAAACAAAAGCAAAAUUUGGGUCACAAAGUGAGGAGGAAAACUCCAAAGCAAAAAAGAGGUUUUGAGCUCCUCAUUAAAAAAAAUUCAUAGCUUUUGAACCACUUGAGCUAAAAGUUGAUCUUGGCUUUCUUAUUAACCAUUCAAUAAGCUCUAUACAGCUGUAGUCUUUUUGUAUUUUAAAAAAGUUCUGAAAUUUUCACCAAAGUGUCUACUAAACAGUAUAAUUUUUUUUUUAAAAGUGCCGUUUUUAAAAUUAGAAUUAGGGGUUUAAAUUCUGCUAAUGACUGCCUCUGAAAUUUAUGUUUACAAACUUCUGCAACUAAAUAAUUUUAUAAGACAACAUACAUAUUUAUUGAGAGUUAACGUAAGUUGUGUGAUAUCAAUACCAGUAACAUGACUGUUGAUGUUAAGAAGUUACUGCAGGUGAAGUCAAGGCCCAUAACUAGCAUUAUAUGUUACUGUAUGUGAAUUCAAGGCCCAUUACUAGUUUAUAUAAAUGGUAAAAAUGUAUCAAGUACCUAUUACAUUUUAUCUUCUUUGCCAAGUGUGGUAAAUUGGUGUAGAAACAAUCCUUGAACUGUGAUAAGUUGAAUAAUUUAUAGUGUCAGCGAUAUGUUCAACAGUUUAUAAAAUUUGUACACAAACUUUUGAAUGAAUGAGUCUAAUCAGUUAACUUUAAUUAGUUAAAUUUAAAUCUCAUCCUUUGUCUGCUUUGUUCCAGGGGGAUUUUUUAGAGGGUCUACCUUCUUAUAAUGAAAACAAUUUCACAAGGUUUCAUGCAGAUUCCAGUCACCGAUCUAAUGUAAGACUUCUAAUCUUUGAGCUACCAUCUCUUUCAUAUCACCAUUUAGUUCUUUAAGACUUUAUCAUAUUUAGAGAUGCUAUUUAUUUUUGUUAAUGUUAGUCAUGUAAUACUGUUUUGUUUUUAGAGAUGCUAUUUAUUAUUUUUGUAAGCUACAGGAUGUCAAAAUAAGACUAGCAUAUUUAGAGGUGGCAUUUAUUUUUGUCAGUCAAAUACAAAUGAACUUCAUAUGAAAUUUUAAAAUGUUAACUUUCCACAAAUUUAUUUUCUUUAGGUGUUAGUUGAAUGGUAUGAUGAUGGCUGGUUGAAGUAUUGCUUUAAAGAAAUAUAUUUAUAGGUUUUAAUUAGGGCCGUUGGUACAUACGUGUGUGUUGUGGUUCAGUCAUUUUUUCCUAGUCAUAUUUUUACUUUAUUGUAAGUUCAAGAGUUAGUGUCAUCAAUAAUAUUUUACUUCUUUAUAAAGAAUUUUAAGUACAAUGGGUGUCUUCGUUUCUUUUCAGAAACCUACUGUGUACAUUUCAACAAAAGAUUAUCCUUCAGAACAAGGUUUGUGUAUUUUUUGGUCAAGCAUCAUAACUUUAUUGUAUUACUCACAUAACUUCUUUCAGGAAGCUCUUCUGCAAUUCAUAAGUAAGUUGAAAUUUAAAAAAAAAAUAACUCCUUUUAAUUUGUUUUGAAUAUUUGAAAAUAAAAUAUGGAAAUUUAUUUGAUCUAUAUGCCUGGAUUUAUUUUAGUUGUUUAAUGUCAUAAUUUAUUACAAUGUAUUCCUCAGUUAUAACCACGGAAAAGUCCAACAUUUUAUUAAGAUAUUUACAUCAGCAAUGGGAUAAAAAGGUGAAGAGCUCAGACUUUUUUCCCCUUGAUUUCUCUUUGAAUUUUGUUUUCUCUAUGUUUUUAAUUAGGUAGUGGUAUGUAAUAAUGUGCUUUUUAAAGAUUAGUUAUUUAAGCUGCAUAAAAUAUGGCCAGCAAUUAAAUAAAAAUUUUUUUUAUGUAAGUUGAAAGAAUGUAUUCGUUUACUAAGAUAAUAAGAAUAACAGUGUAUUAUUUCAGCAUGUUUCUCAGACUACAUGCAAGAAACGAGACAGUCAGAGAGCUAAUUUGUCAGAGUUUAAUGAAGGAAGCUCCUCCUCCAAAGUGGCUAGAGUAAACUCAACAGACAGUAAUUGAGACAGAUCGUUUAUCAUUAAAUUCCAUUUUAAUAUGUUAGAAUGUUUUUAAAAAUUGGGCUGUCACACUAAAAAAGAAGCAACGUCUUGUAAUGAACUGACCAUAGUGUGUGAGCACUGUUGACAUGAAGUCAGACCUUGACUUAACAAUGCUCCUAUUGGCUACUGAUGUUUAGUCACCAAAAGUUAUUGAAGUUUUUUUUUCAUUCCUCCACAUUGAUCUGAUUUUAGUCCAAGAAAAGUUUAAAUAGAGACAUUUAUUGCAGGCCAUGAUGAGCACAAUGUUGUCAAAAUCUCAAGGUAUUCAGCGAGCAGGUUCUAGAAGAGUAACAGCUGGACUCAUAGCAAACCGCUCCUAAAACUUUUAUUUCAUGUUUGUGAUAAAUAUGGCGUCUUUUAUAAUCUAGCCUAUGUCUCUGAGUUUGACACAAGACAAAAUUUUAUUAGUGUCUGGUAGUCACAUAAGCAAGUAAACAUGUCCGGUCCCCUAUGAAGGACAAAGCUCCAUCAUGGUCUUAAACAACAGUUUCAGUGAACAAAUACAGUAUGUAUCAGUUUCAUGAAUAAAUAAAUUGAGAGUCCUUAAAGGAAAGCAUGAAUAUAGCAGAAGUGUUUCUUCCAAUAUUUAGUUUGCUGAGUAGUGAAAUGAACUUUCAAUAAAACUAAGUCCUUCUAUUCUCACUGCUGCUGGUUAUCUGUUGGCUCAUCUUUUGUUGAUACUCUUCUCAGAGCUUAAUAGAAAAUUAAAAACUGAUAUCAAUUAUGUUAUACGUCUAACAUAUUUGUCCAUAUAAUUUUUAACUCAACUUUUGGUGAAUAUUUGCCGUCCGGCUAAUUGCAUGACAUUGAUGUCUGCUUAUAUUAAGCCUGCUUAUGUUUUAUGACAUUUGUCAUGUCUUAUGUUGUAUGACAUUUGUCAGGUCUUAUGCUGUAUGACAUUUAUAGUCUACAUGUUGUAUAUUUGUAUUGUCUGCUUGUUGUAUGACAUUUGUAUUGUCUACUUGUUGUAUGACAUUUGUAACAUCUUGUGUUGUAUGAAAUUUGUACAAUCUGCUUCUGUUGGUGUAUGACAUUUGUAAGGUCUUCUCAUGUUGUAUAAGAUUAGUAUAUAUGUGAUUAUUGAAGUCUGUUGACAUUGUAUUUUAUGAUUUCAUGAGUUACUGAGGUCUACAUACAUUCUACGACAACUCUGUCUGUUAUAUAGAAGAUAAUGAAACACAGAUUUUAUUUAGUUCUCUGGUGUGGUGAACAGACUGACGAGUUUUCAAUUAGUUUAAUUCUAAGAUUUGAAAUGCAUUCAACACAAUUAUUUAUUCUUUGUUAGUGGUCUUUUCAUUACAUGCAGGUUUUGUAUAGUGUAGAUUAAUGAACAGGAUAAUUAGAUAACUUUAAAAGUUCUCAUUUUAGACUUAGAGCAGAUAUUUAGAUUUACCGUAAUUUAACCCCAUUUUCUCUAAAAAAAAAUUUUGAACUGGUCUAUAUUCUGCAUGUACAUAUUUUAUUUGUAAAGCCAUGAUCAUAAAAAAAGAUAAAAUGAUG
Messenger RNA from Lymnaea stagnalis (great pond snail), 5449 nucleotides. The record is from the annotation of a GenBank genome assembly. NCBI's taxonomy places the organism in Eukaryota, Metazoa, Mollusca, Gastropoda, Lymnaeidae.